AGCCAGCCGAGGAAGACCCGGUGACAGACGCGGACUUGAAUUGUGCUCCAAGCAAGUUCUUAUCCCCCCCGACAGUCCGCAAGAAACGCACGGGCUUUUUCAACCCGAGUGACGGCGUGGCGGAGCUAAGCGACGACGGCCGUCUGCAGGUGGAGCUGUUGCACGAACUGUUCACACGAUUUGUAAAGCAAACGAAGGACUUGCCUGCAGAGCAGCGGCGGCAGGCUUGCGUGGACGUAUUCCUGACCUCUACCCUUCAGUCAGGAGUUGAGACGUGUCUUGAGGUUUUCACGGGGAUCCUGGAGCCUCUUUCUUGCCAUGGAGGAACCACCUCCAGCCCUUUGGCCUCGUCUCAUGCAGACGGCUACCUUUGCUCCAGUGUCCGCUUCGUGACGAUUCCCCAUCUUCGCGAGGUUGUUGAGACGGCCGGAGACAUAGGCGAGUCCCUGCCUGUUGUCUUGAAGAAAACUAAAAACCUUCGGGUGCAGAACGGAUUUCAGAGAGAUGUGUUCGAUUGUAUCGUGGCAAAUUACGGAAUGUGGUGGAAGAAGCAGCAGCUGGGGGCUCUAGGAACCCCAAGGCCCCACGGAUUUCCAGGGAGCCCUCGCCCAUCAGGCUCACUCGACGUUGCUGCAGACACUGGGUUUCCCGGAGGCCGCUCAGUUGGGGGCCCUGUGGAGGCGCAGUUGGCAGCCCUGGAAGCUGCCGUUGGGGGCAAAAGCGUGGACACGGCAGCGCUGAAGUUUAUGGAAGAUUUGGAUCGUCUGUCUUACCCCAAGGGGUUCCAGUGCUCGCGACGGCUCGACAAUCUGGUGCGUACAUUUUCGUUCCUGAAAGAGUCAGCGCGGCAGGAGCCCUCUGUGCAGCGGGCAGUGUGGGCUAUGCCAGAGGAAAUGGAGAGUGACUACGUAGAGUCCGACGGAAGCGUGUUGCGCAGAGGCCUCUCGCUGCUGCGUUCACUGUGUGCUGUCCAAACGGCCUCCCGUUUCCUGCUCACGUCUCACCCUAAAUUUGUAGAAAGGCUCACAGGCCAGCCUAUGGACAACGGAGAGCUCAUGGCCUUCACCUUGGAUUGUUCUGCGCUGUCAAAGAGCCUCCAAGAGGCAGGUUUCAUUCCUUGGGAGGAAAAUAUGCAGCACAAAGCCUAA
Molecule: messenger RNA, 1148 nt
Organism: Eimeria necatrix
Lineage: Eukaryota; Apicomplexa; Conoidasida; Eucoccidiorida; Eimeriidae
Exons: 2
Source: RefSeq, a predicted model, not a curated record